AUGGGGCAAUGCUGCGGGAAAGCCGACAGCGACAACUUCCAGACACCGGGACGCUCUCUAGGCAGUGCACCUCCGCAACCUGAGCGCGCCCCCGUGCCGCAGUCACGGAAAGUCGGCGGGCCACCACGGACACUGGGGGGCAGUGGGAGUGCGAGCGGUCAAGACGCCGGCGGCGAGGCUGCCGCUGACGCGAGACGAAAGGCUGCAGAAGCUGCCGAGGCGAGGGCUAAAGCGGCACAGAAGACUACAGGAAAGUUAAGUGAGCAAUUGCAGGCGCAGAAGAGGCAGACGCGGCAGGAUACGCUUAAUGAAGCCAGCCAGAAUGAGCUUCGAGCCCGGGAGGCAGACCAAGCCGCACAAGCGAGGAACUACGACUAG
This is a messenger RNA of Truncatella angustata, 378 nucleotides long. RefSeq lists its product as uncharacterized. Lineage: Eukaryota; Fungi; Ascomycota; Sordariomycetes; Amphisphaeriales; Sporocadaceae. Bases 1 to 378 code for a protein of 125 amino acids. The record is from RefSeq and is a predicted model, not a curated record. The transcript is spliced from 2 exons.